Molecule: messenger RNA, 4310 nt
Organism: Astyanax mexicanus (Mexican tetra)
Lineage: Eukaryota; Metazoa; Chordata; Actinopteri; Characiformes; Acestrorhamphidae
Gene: st3gal5
Product: ST3 beta-galactoside alpha-2,3-sialyltransferase 5
Exons: 7
Coding region: 212-1378 (388 amino acids)
Molecular function (GO): lactosylceramide alpha-2,3-sialyltransferase activity
Source: RefSeq, a predicted model, not a curated record
AGCAGCAGAAGAACAGGAGAGCAGGAGGCGGAUGGUGGAGGAGGUAGAGUUAAGAUGCAACACUGGGAGAUAUUUUAUCUUUAAACUGAGUUUUAUACAUUUUACUGGAAUAAAUAUGAUAUAAACCGGCUGCUGUCUGACUCAGACAAACCGCAGGAGAAACAGGAGGGAGAAAUUCCUACAGACUUCACAUGAUAACAGGUGUCUCUAAAUGAGAAACAGGGGGAAGGAUCAGGACGGCAGAACCGAGAGAACGGAUCAGAGCUUUACUGACAGGAUGAGGAAACCGGUAUCAGUGUGUGGCGUGUCUGUAAACAGGAGGUUCCUUAUUCCGCUGAUGGUUCUGGGAUUGAUCUCGAUCGUGUUCCUGAAGGUUCCUCUGUUCAACACCAACCCCAAACCGGUGCUGAUCCAUGUGGAUCCCAGCCAUCGAGAGCGUGUUCACGCGUAUGUGAGGAGUGUGUUAUCCCGGGAAUGCCGGCCGGAGUUUAUGAGGAGGAAGAUGGAGGGGAUGUAUCCCGGUUCCUCUCCGGUAUCAGAGCCCUUCCUGCAGAGGAGCCGCAACUUAACCCAGCAGAUAUUUAACUAUCCCCCACCGUUCGGAUUCCUCGACAUGCAGCACAAGCUGAAGGACGUCCUCGACCUCUUACCUGCUUCCUCACCUGAGAAAGUGGGCGGGGCCGGGUGCCGGCGGUGUGUUGUGGUGGGGAAUGGUGGGAUACUCCGGGGGCUGGAGCUCGGACAUUUCCUAAACAACUUCAGCAUGAUAUUCAGACUGAAUAGCGGUCCUGUGAGGAACUUCAGUAGAGACGUGGGGAACCGGACCACCUUCAGGAUGAGUUACCCUGAGGGAACCCCGAAGAUCUGGGAGGACGAGGAUCCGGAGCUCCAGUUUGUAGCUGUGAUCUACAAAUCUGUGGACUUUAACUGGCUUCAUUCUGUGAUUACAGGAGCAGGAGUCUCGCUGUGGGAUAAGAUAUUUUUCUGGCAGAAAGUGCCGGAGAGUAUUCCCGUUACUCCUUCAAAAAUUCGCCUCCUGAACCCGGAGAUCAUCAGGCAGACGGCGCUGGACUUCCUCCACUACCCCAAACCUAAGCAGCGGCUGUGGGGAUGGGAUCAGAAUAUUCCAACAUUAGGAGUCUCUGCUCUGAACCUGGCCACGUACCUGUGUGAUGAGUUGAGCUUAGCAGGGUUCGGGUACCACCUGAGUCAGAAGGACACGCCCCUUCAUUACUACGACAACCAGCCAAUGACGGCCAUGCUGAAGCAGGGGAUGCACAACGUGGACCAGGAGACGGCGUUCCUGCAGAGACUGGUUACAGAGGGCGGGGUUUCAGACCUGACCGGCGGCAUCCACUGCAGCUUCUGCUCGCGCUGAUCCUCCUCACACUGAUAUUUUACAUUUUAUUUCAUGUUUUUAUUCUUAUUUUUACACUGAACAUGUUUGAAGGUUCAUGCUUUCGCUGCUAAAGAGUUUUACUGCAAAGCUACAGUGCUGUGGAAGCGACGUGCAUGGCAUUAUGUGCUCUCGUUUUUCAUUUUUAAAUCUAAUUUAUUAUUGUGCUGCUUAUUUGAUAAAACGUUUUAAGUUGAAGGAAUCAGUAAAAUGAUCCCUGAAAUGUUAAUUGUUAUCUUAGCUAAAAAUAACCACAAUAACAAUCUCAACUGUGAAAUAUCUUGUUUAUGAACCAUUUUAUACUGAUUAAUUAAGCUCAAUGAAAAACUACAAAACAGACAUUGCCAAAAAGAGAAUAUAGCCAGAUUACUGCUAUAUUUCAGACCACUACAUCUCCAUCUCCAGAUCAGAUCUGAUUAGAUUUAUUGCCACAUCACAUGUAAUACAUAAGUAAUGUACAGGUGCACAGGUGCACAGGUGUACAGGUGAGUGAAAAAUGUUGCGGCAUGAUCUCACUUAGAAUGUAGAAAAAACAGAAUUCCUGAAUAUGUACAACAUCAAGUAAAAUAAAUAGAAAAUACACACUUAAAUUACAGUAUACACAUUAACUUACACUGUGAAUGUACAAUAUUGCACUGUUGUAUGUAUUUACAGGUAUGUAUAGGGCUGUUUAGUAGGUGCAGUGUACUGUGGGUAAUGUGCAGGUGCAGAGUGAGUUCGUAUGGGAGGGAAUCGUAGGACAGGUGAGGUAGACUGUGUUAGGUUGGCAAGAAAACACUGUCCUACUGGCUGUUCAGCAGCCUGACUGCCUGUGGAAAGAAACUGUUCUGGAACCAGCUGAUUCUGGUCUUCUGGUUUUCUUCUGAACCUUCUUCUGCUCGGCAGCUGUGAGCUGUUGAUUGGUUAAUCUGGGAAAUGAAUAGUGCACAUAUGCUAAUCUGCGCUCAAUUUAGUUCUGGACAUUGGUUUGGUCGAACUUUCAGGGCUCUCAAGUUUUGAAGUCGGAGUUCAGAAUCAGAUUUUGGUGGAUUUUUCAGUUUGGCGAUUAACCAGUAAAGGAAGAGAUAAAAAAAUCACAGAUUUUAGCAAUCUAUGAAUGAGCCAUCAGUUGUGCACCGUGCAGCUUGAUUUAGGGCGUGUCGGUGUGUCUUUGCUAUCAUAACAACGGGAAAAGUACACCUUGCAUGACAGGAAAUGCACAAAAGUCAUGUACUCAUUCUCUUAAUUUUAAUUUAAAUUUUGGGCGUAAUGUGAAAUAAACCAAUCAGAGCGUGUCUUGCUCAUCAUUCCCUAUAAGAGUAGAACCAGGUGAGCUCUGACUUUGGUGGAUUGCUAUUGUAACAGUGCAGCUACCUGGACGUGUUCAACAAACUCUUCUCAGCAGAGGAAACUGAGCUGCUGGUUGACGCUGUGAAGGAGCUCCAGCAGCUCAUUUACAGGAACAGCAAUGUUAUUUUAUUUACUAUUCUGUUUAUUGUUGAUGUAAAAGUUGGGUUUGUGCUGCUGUGUGUUCAUGUGUGUGUAAUAAGUGGGGGUGUACGCUUGGCUCGGCACAGCGCCUGUGUUACCGAGAUAGCGAUGAACGUCUGACUGUUGGCGUCUGUCUAGGUUGUAUUCAGUCAGUGGAGCUCCUGUGUUUUCUGUUACCAAGAUAAACAAGAUAAAACUCCAGAAAUGUACCUGAACACACCUCAUUUCCAGAACACCACGCCCAUCAGUGUAGAUAUAUUCAGAAGCUCUGCUGCUGUUUGCACCUUGGUGGGCGUGUCCCAGUAAUUAUCUGUGGGUGAGAGAUACAAGAUGUGGCGUCUGCAAACUUGUGAGCCCUGAACUUUGAUCCAGUGACUUCAUUGAGUCAUUGUGAGUCAUCAGCCUCAGACAAUGAUACUACCACCACCAUGUUUGACUGUUGGUAUGAUGUACUUAUGGUGGAAUGGUGGAUUGAUGCUGUGUUUCAAAUUAUAGCAGAUCAAAGCUGGGAAUGAUGUUAAAACCUGAGUUUACAGAUGUUCCAGUUAAACAUUCCAAUAAUUAUUCGUUAUUUCAAAAUCUGUUUCCAAAAAACAACUUUCUAAUUACUUUAAAGAGUUUAACUCAACUGGUUUGACACUCGUUUACUGGUGUUUUAUGUUGAAUCCAACUAAAAUGUGUCUCAUUUUUUAUGUCCCAGGUUAGCAUUGUUAGCAUUAUUAGUGGUGUUAGUGUUGGUACUAGUUAAUAGCACACAAAAACAGUAUUUAACACAUCCAGACAGCAUGGAAUUAUAUCCACAGACAUAAGUAUGUACUAUAGUAUACAGUGUACAGUUCUGUGUCUAGGAUGCAAUAAUAACACACUAAUAAUAGACAGAAGUGUUAAUAAGCUGUAUAAUACUAAUUAAAUACUACUGCUAAACUAAUACUACUGUAGUUAAUCUAAACUGUGGUAAAACAAUAAAAAAAUGUACAAAAAAUCUCUGUAAAUAUAUCUGUAAAUUUGUGUUUUAUGCAUACUUAUGUGCGUGCAUUAUGUUUAUAUAUGGUUUACUAGCUAUAUUAGCCUGACUGACCAAUUUUCGUCUCUUUUGCACAUUUUUAUCUAUUCUAAAAGAUAUAUAGUACAUGAACAGUCUGUUUCCUAAAAAAACAAUAGCUUUGUUACGUUUUUGAGUGUUUUGUUUGUAUGUAGUGUUUAUUUAUUUUAGCUGUGCUGUUCUGUGCUACUCGAUGCCAACAUUUCCUUUACGAUCAAAACAAAAUAUCUACAGUAUUGAUCUAUUGGCUUUAUUUGAGUCUUUAUAGAUGAGUUACUGAAACCUGGACUGAAACCUGUUGUUAAUAAAAUGUGCUUAGAUUUGAUUGAUUUAGAUGGUAACAGGUCAAAUGUAAAUAAAUCUUGUUUUUUUAGUAAAUAAAAUUGUGAUUUAAAAGCUGCA